AACUGCUCAUAUAGCCAUAUGCAGUUCCAUGUUGCUUGAUGAAAGUGGUGUUGUCUGAUCUCUUAUAAGGUUAAUAAUACACGAUUUGUUUAAUUACUUUCUCGCUGUUAGUGACGAAAACAGAACGGACAAAAAUGAAAAUGAUCAUAGGAAUCGGCGGCGUGACCAAUGGUGGAAAAACCACACUGACCAAUAGGUUGGUCACAGCCUUGCCCAACUGUUGCGUGGUGCAUCAAGACGACUUUUUCAAGCCUCCGGAUCAGAUAGAGGUCGGAGAGGACGGCUUUAAACAGUGGGAUGUAAUAACAUCACUGGAUAUGGAAGCCAUGGUGAAUACCAUCAAAGGCUGGAUGGAGAACCCAGUCAAGUUUGCACGCUCUCAUGGCAUCCAGGUGACCCCAGUGAUAGAAAUGGGACCCCCAGAGGACGAAAACCACAUUCUCAUCGUGGAGGGAUUUCUCCUGUACAAUUACAAGCCUCUGAUGGAAGUAUUUGACAAGCGUUACUACAUCACCAUCCCUUAUGAAGAGUGCAAGAGGAGGAGAAGUACAAGACAGUACAUCAUCCCUGACCCUCCAGGCCUGUUUGAUGGUCAUGUGUGGCCCAUGUACCUGAAACACAGAUCAGAGAUGGAGGAAAGCCUCUUGCCAAUUGAUCACCUGGAUGGUUUGAAAUCUAAAGAUGAGCUCUACCAGCAGGUGUAUGAAGACCUCAACAAUACACUUUUGAAUCAUUUAUAGCAGCAGCAUCCUGGCCAGCAGUGCCCAUGUAUACAAUUGUAAAUAGCCCCUCAUGAAGUUGUCUCUUUCUUUCCUUCUUUUUCUUUCCUUCUUAUUUUAUUUUUUAAUACCUUGUUUUAAUCCAAAUGUAAUUGUAAAUAUGAUGGAAUGUUAACUUAUAACUUUUUUGAGGAAACUUUUAUGUUUUGGUAAGCCUUAAUAUUGUUUUGUCCAUUUGAGGAUGCUGUUCUGUGCACUAUCUAUGCUUAUUCCAUGCAGACAAUUCAGUAAUGGAUUUCCAAAUAAAUUUCAAGUUACCUGCCCAUCA
Messenger RNA from Ictalurus punctatus (channel catfish), 1047 nucleotides. It is a transcript of the gene mibp, whose product is annotated as muscle-specific beta 1 integrin binding protein. The transcript has 8 exons. The record is from RefSeq and is a predicted model, not a curated record. Bases 135 to 740 code for a protein of 201 amino acids. Lineage: Eukaryota; Metazoa; Chordata; Actinopteri; Siluriformes; Ictaluridae. Gene Ontology annotation, cellular component: cytoplasm.